CUACUGCGGCUGGCUCAGAAUAACAAGGCAGUUCGCUAAUACCCGUCUAUUGGGGGUUUUCUCCGAUACACCGAGAGAGCUAAAAAAGCUAGCGAGGCUGCCAAGCACAUUGCACAGUCCAAGUUCCGCAACCCAGCAUGGCUUCGGGAGACCUUUACGAGGUGGACAGAAUAGUAGACAAGCGGAAAAACAAGAAGGGGAAGUGGGAGUACCUGAUCCGGUGGAAGGGCUACGGCAGCAACGAGGACACCUGGGAGCCGGAGCACCACCUCCAGCACUGCGAGGAGUUCAUCCACCAGUUCAACGCCCUGCACAUCCACAAGGACCGCCGGCCUAAGCAGCAGGGCAAGCACAGCGGGGGGCCCCGCUUCCUCAGCCGGACGGGGCCCGGCGAGGCGGUCAGGGGCCGGGGGGGGGAGCGGCGCAAGAGGAAAAAGCCUGGAGCAGCCGGGGCAGCCGGCGUGCAAAAGCAGAAGAGGAUCGGUGCCGCGAAUAAGCAGGCCGGACACAGGGUGACCAAGGCCAUGACCUACAGGAGCACGCCUGGCGGCCUGCAGUUCGUGUCCGUCAGGAAGCCACACAAUGGACUACAGAAUGGGGACCUGGUGGACACUCCCCCUUUUGGCGACACCACCGGAGCACACAAAAUCCCCACCGACACUGUGGACCAAAUGCUGGAGCUCAAUGUCAGCAAAACACCCCUUGUGAAUGAAUUAGGACCUACACUCUCGAAUGGUGGAAUUAAUUUGCAUAGUUCUGUGAAGCGGAAAAUGGUAGAAGAUAAGGGCUAUGUGUUUGACAAGAGACUGAGGUACAGUGUCCGGCAGAACGAGAGCAACUGCCGCUUUCGGGACAUCGUGGUGAGGAAAGAAGACGGCUUCACGCACGUACUGCUAUCAAGCCAAACAUCAGACAACAAUGCACUAACUCCAGAGAUAAUGAAGGAGGUGAGCAGGGCACUGGGAAACGCAGCAGCAGACGAUAGCAAGCUGCUGCUCCUCAGUGCGGUGGGCAGCUACUUCUGUAGCGGCGUCGAUCCCUCCUACCUUAUAGGCCGGCUGUCCACAGAUCGGCGGAAAGAGAGCAGCCGGAUUGCUGAGGCCAUACGGGACUUUGUGAAAGCGUUCAUUCACUUUAAGAAGCCAAUCGUGGUGGCAAUCAAUGGGCCGGCCCUCGGGCUGGGAGCCUCCGUCCUUCCACUGUGCGACAUCGUGUGGGCCAGCGAGAAGGCCUGGUUCCAGACACCGUCGGCCUCCAUCCGGCUGACCCCAGCCGGCUGCUCGUCCUACACCUUUCCUCAGAUCCUGGGCGUGGCCCUGGCGAAUGAGAUGCUGCUCUGCGGGAGGAAACUGACCGCCCAGGAGGCCUGCAGUCGGGGACUAGUGUCCCAAGUCUUCUGGCCAACCACCUUCAGCCAGGAAGUAAUGCUACGAGUGAAGGAAAUGGCUAACUGCAGCGCUGUGGUUCUGGAGGAGUCCAAAUGCCUGGUUCGCAGCUUCUUGAAGUCUGUGCUGGAGGAGGUGAACGAGAGGGAGUGUCAGAUGCUGAAACAGAUGUGGAGCUCAACCAAAUUCCUGGAGUCUCUUUUCACCUACCUACAGGAAAAGGUCUAUGAUGUCUGAAUUCCUCUUUUCACCAAAACAGCAGGGUCAUAUCUCUACAACCCGAGUCAGGAACCUUUGGCAACCUGCAGAACACCUUCUAAAAUAUCUGAACAUGCCCUCCCACAAAUUACCGUGGCAAUAUUGACAGGCAUCACCCAAUCACCAUCCUCUAUGAGUGGUGUCUCCCCCUUGUGGCAGGAAAAGGACAUACAGGAAAUAGAUGAUGGGAGCUCAUGGCUGGACGGUCAGGGUGGCAGAUACCCCACCUCCAAGGAAUAGCGCUAGAGCUCAUAUGAUAUCAUUACUGCACCUGCUGAUAUUUCCACAGUUGGACUCCCCAGCCCUGUGGUGCCCUUUCAUUGCAUUCCACAGACCUAAAUUUUUUUUUGUUUUUUGUUUGUUUUUGAUUAUUAUUAUGCUUUCAAGAAUUAUCUGGAGAUAUUAAUAUUGGUUCAUUAUUCAGGGCAUCUUUCAUUUAUUGGUCACACAGACCAGCUUGCUGGAAGACAUCUUAAUAUAUUUAUCUUUUCUCACAAACACAUUCCUCCUCUCUGUAUAACAGAGCUGACUUAUGCUGGAGACUUGUUCAAAAAUGUAGAGAUGAAUUUUUUGUGGAUUAUUUAUGAUAUUAUUGGCACUUGCCAGUUAUGGGGUAAUAGUAGUCGUACGGGUGGAGUAGGGACGUAUUAAAAAUGAACAGGGUAUGGUGGGGUCCCAGCCAUCCUUUGAAGUGAACAAAGGAGUUUGAUCAGAAUCCUGCCAUCCUUUGGCUGCAUUCAAAUUGCAUUAGAGUGCACCUUACAAUAGAGAUGACUGCUAAUUCCUUUGAAAGUUUGUCUCCCAUAGACAUUUUGUCUAUUGUCUCUUUUAACUAUUCACUUAAGGGCUCAUCCAGACUUGAACUAAUUCCCAGCUGCUGUAUGUUGGGAACUGCAGCACCAACUGCCUGAAUAUGGAAGCUGUGACCUUUCUAAGUCCGAACUGCCAACUGCUUAAUCUUCGGUGUAAUCUUGAUACACAGGUUCUUAACCUUUCUGAGAACAAGGUCUGGCUUAUUCCAAGUCAAAGGGUAGGCUUGAUCUGAGGGAUGUUUUUCUCAUGCCUAAGGUCAGAUAUGAUACAAUACAUAGCCCAUGAAAAUCGUCAGUCUUGAGAUGGUGAAUUAUAAUACAUAUUUGAUUUCAUUUUAAUUUAACCAAAAUGAUUUGUUAGGAAAUACCCCGGGAACGAAAUUGUGGGUUUUAUCCAAAACAUGGAGAAUGCACGAGAAGGGAAGUGAACCACACAAAUAGUUUCACUGUGGGUGUGUGAAUGUAUGUGAGAAAGAGAGCAUGUGUCUGUGUCUGUGUCUGUGUGUGUGUGUGUGUGUGUGUGUGUGUGUCUGUGCAUGUCUGUGUGUGUGUGUGUGUGUGUGUGUGUGUGUGAGGCCUGCCUGUGCACAUAUAUGUGGAAGCUUUUUUUAAUGUGCAUAUGCAUGGCAAAUUUUUGAGAUGAGCCAUUCAUACUGAAUGAAGUGUAUGAGUUGGAUGUGUACUCAGCAGAUUCAUUGUGUAAAAAUAGAAUAUGUUGUGUGUAUGUGUACUUCCAUAUGGUAGAAGAGCAGUAAUUAGAUGAGGCAAGAUCCUGUAACAUCAGUGAGUAACAUUAAAACAAUUUAAAGUCAUUCAUAGCCUCCUUAAAUUAGCUUAUUUAAAUGGAUUGUUCAAUUUCUGACAUCUAAAUCUGUUUCAGAUUUAGUGUAUAUUUGUGAUGCAGUAACUGGACAGUUUUGUGGAAGGAUAUUUUGGAUAUUUAGAGAAAUAGUGAAGAUACUGGUUCACACGACGAGGUAUGUCUCCUUAUUCAAUCCAAAAAAAUGUUUGAAUCCCAUGAUUUCAAAUCAUACCAGAAAGCCAAAGGAUACUAUGAGGUGAAAGUGUUUCAGGUAUAUGACAGGGAUAGAGAGGCUAAUUAUGACAUGGCAUCAUUUCUAAAAAUGACUAUAGGUUUAACAAGCUAGUUUUCCAGUAGUAAAGAAACUCAUGUCAUAAGCUCCUUGUGUCUUUUAAAGCCAGGACUUUUGUUGAAUUAAUUUGAAUUUCCCAGUUUCAUAUAAUGCUAAUUUUUGUCAUGCAGUGUACUGAAUAAGGAAAUCCCUUGAUUUAAUUUUCAUUCGUUCAUCCUCAGGGUCUUUGACAAGGUGACAGUAGCCCUGAAUAGGAAUCUACUGAAAUUUGCUUUGGAAAGGCACCAGCACUGGCACUGGUUUUAAGAAGAAUGGCCAAUGUAGACGAGAACUGGAAUUACAGGAAGGGCAUAGACAUUAGUUUUGCUGAAUCAGUUGGCUAUGUGCUGUGUAACUGCAGCCAGAUGUAGAAUGAAAGCAUGAAUGCACAGGCUUAAAAGUUUGCCUCGUUACUUACAUAAAUCUGAAUAUAUUUGUAAUUUUAAAGAGUUUGUGAACUCCGACUUAAUUAAAUCCUUUGUGUUCUGGUCCACUUUGAGAGUUGAACUACCUUGCCUUUGGCAAGUAGCAGUUUUUCUCUUAAGUCUUUCCUAUUUUGAUGUUAUUAUAACUAUUAUUAUGUAGAACUGUCAAAUUCCUAACCCUAUAUUUAUUAUAUUUAUUUAUUAGAUUAGCUUAUUUUUCUAAAAUCCUUCACAAUGAUUAUAGGUGAUCCCAUAUGAUACAGAGAGGGUAGGAAGGGUUAGCACACUUAUGACCCAACAAGAUAUAUUUUAAUUCAAUCAAGGAAACAGAAUCUGUAACCAAAAGGUUGCAUGAUUAAAUCCAUAGUGGGGCACAGGUGUUGUACCUUGAUAUAAACCGAUUAUUUUACAGUUAAAAUCAAGAUGUUCACAUGUAUAGUACAUGUAUAUGUAAAGUAAUCUGGUUAAGGAUAUUUUGUAACCAAAUAAAUCAUGUUAUUUCAUUUGCGAUGCAUCUGUACAGAAUUUGAAGGGAGUUUGGUGUGUUGUAUUGAAGUGGACAUGGACACUGAUUGAGUGGUAGGUACUGCACAUGCUCAGUGUUCUGCAGGGACUUAAUAAUACACAUUAGAGGUGUAUUAAGUCAUUUGUGGCUUUGUGAAUAUAGCCAUGAACACAAGCAACAGAGUGCAGCACUGAUGAAUUUCCAAUUAAAUAUUGAAGUUCAAUCAGUCUGUUGUGUUUUUUUCUUUUUUUGUUGUUGUUGUUGUUGUUGUUUUGUUGUUUGUUUUGUUUACAAAAUACUAGUCCUGUUUCAAAAUUCACCAGUCUUUAACUUGCCAUCAGAUAUUAAAGCCACUUUAACUCCUGUAGCAAGAUGUUUAGUCCUUUUGUAAACAUCAGACCUUUUUCCCCAAAUUAGUUUUUCUCGUGUAAAGUUAGUCCUUGGAAAGCAGAAAAACCCAGAAAAUCUAUUUCUGUUUUUGUUGUGAAAUGCUUAAUUUUUGUUUGUCUUCACACAACUAUAUUACAUUUAUUUAAUUGAAAGUACUUAACUUAUUGUAUAAAAUGUUUGAUAUUAUUUUAAAUGACAAAUUAUUUUAAUACUUUCGUAGUUUAUUUUUUGGUCUGUUUCGUUUUCCCCAAAGUAUUCUUUCACUUCUUGCACUUUUUGUCGGUUAGGCUGUAUGUAUUAUUGAAAUAAUUGUGCAGUAGGAGUGGAAUUGCAUGUGAUGAUGGAUUCAGCAAAUAUAUGUUUUGUAUGGGUAUCUAUCUAUAUUGGGUAAUACAGUAACCACCAAUGUUGUAGGUUUGUGAAAAAUGUUUGAAAUCAGCAACUUUGCAGUUGUGUGCAUAUAUAUACAAAGUUUGCUAUUAUUUGUGUAAUUAUGCUUGUACAUAUUCUGUUGUAGAUAAAUGGGUUGCCUGUCAAAUCAUAUUUUCAGGGUAUGGCUUUUUGUAUCGCCAUAGUGAGCAAUGUUUGAAACCUUGCACAAUAUAUUUAUUUAAUUCAAAAUUAAUGUCCAGUUAUUCCUGAGGAGCUUAUAGUGCCAUACAUUUUCUCUUUCCAAAAAUCAGUUGGGCCUGUUAAGUACAAAGAUUUGCUUUUACCUUUGUUUUCAUUUGAUUUGAACACAUAUGAUGGGAAUUGUUCUCUUUUGUUUUCUCAUAUUUAAUGAGUUCAGCCAUCCAAUUGUUUGUUUAUGAUGUUAAAUUAAAUUCCCUUUUACUAGCAUUGCAAAAAAUCCAUUACUCAGACAAGUAGCUUCCUGUAUAGAUUAAACCCAUUGAUAGUGUGCUAAUGUAAUUGAUAUAAUUAUAUGCUAUAUGUUGAAAGACUACAUUUUCAUUAGGAAGCCAUUCAGAAAAAAAGUAUGCAUGACUUGUAAGGGCCAUACAUAAUGUACGAUUUGUAUAAUCGACUAAAAUGUUUCUCUGAAGUUUAUUUUAAAAUAUUGAUUGAAUUUUCUAGAAAGAAGGUUGUGAUUAAUGAAAUGCAGUUAAAUGCAAAAGUAUUGGAACAGUGACACCAUUUUCUUGUUUUGGCUCUGUGCGUCUGCACAUUGGGUUUUAAAUAAAACAGUAAAUAUGAGGUUUAAAAUAUGAGGUCCUCAGCUUUAAUUUGAGGGUAUUUGCAUCUAGAUCAGGUGAUCCAUGUAGGAAUUUGCAAGUGAAAUCCUAACUUGGCCAGUCAAGAUCAUUCCACUUUUUGGCCCUGAAAAACUGUUGGAUUUCUUUAGCAGUUAGUUUGGGCUCAUUGUCCUGCUGCAAGGUCAAGUGCCGUCCAAUGAAUUUUGAGGCAUUUGGCUGGAUCUGAGUAGAUGUUUCUGUACACUUUAGAAUUCAUCCUGCUGCUGCUGUCAGCAGUCACAUCAUCAAUAAAGAGAAGCGAGCCAGUUCCAGUAGCAGCCAUACAUGCCCAAGCAUUAAUACUUCCUACACUGUGUUUCACAGAUGAGGUUGUGUUGUGCUUUGGAUCAUGAGCAGCUCUCCAUACUUUCCUCCUUCCAUCACUUUAAUACAGGUUAAUACUCUUGCCAUCUGUCCAUAAGACAUUGUUCCAGAACUCUAGUUUCUUAAUAUACUUCGUAGCGACUCUAGCCUGGCUGUUCUGUUCUCGAGGUUUACCAGUGGUUUGCAUCUUGCAGUGAACCCUCAGACGUUAUGCUGGUUUAUUCUCUGUUUUAAUGGUAGUUUUUGACACAUCUAUGCUCACAUCCAGGAGAAUGUUCUUGAUCUGACUGACAGUUGAAAAUUGUUUUUUCUUCACAAUUGAACGUAUUAUUUGGUCAUCCAGGACAGCAGUCUUCCAUUGUCUACCAGGUCGUUUGCUAUUGCUAAACUCGCUAGUGCAUUCUUUUUUCCUAAAAAUGCAUCAGUUGACACAUACAAUGUUUUAGUUCUGUCUCUGGUAGAUUUAUUCACAUUUUCCAGCCUCAUGACGGCAGGCUUUACUGGCAUUGACACUUACUUGGUCCUAAUGUUGAGACACAAGAACACAACAGACUCCAAAUGCAAAUUCCACACCUAGAAUCUACCCAACCGUUUAUUAGAUUUCUUGUGCAUGAAUUAAUGAUGCAAACACGCACCGCUGGCUAUAUAACAGCAGAGCAGGCAACUGUCCAAUUACUUUUGUUCCCCUAAAAUGGCAGACUGUAUAAAAAGGGCUGUAAUUCCUACACAGAUCACCUGAUAUGGACAUAAGCACCCUCAAAUUAAAGCUGCUAGUCUGCACUUUAACCUCAUAUUCAUGGGAUUAUUUCAAAUGGUCUGGAGUGCAAAACAACAUUAACAAUAUAAAAUUGUGUGACUGUUCCAGUUCUUUUGAACUGUACAUGGUGAAUAAUAAUUGAAAAUUGAAGUACUGAUCACAAUACACUUCAAGGUGUCCUUGAAGCAUUUGGUUCAAAGUGCUAACUUAAUAUGCCGAACACUGUACAACAUUUCAAUUAGGUUAUUUGUUUAAAUUCACUGAAUUCAUUAAUAGUUUUUUUUUUUUUUUUGAUUAUUACAUUUGUUAGAAGCUUCAUGGGCAAUAUUUGGAUAUUACUUAUAAGAUCUACAUUUAUGCAAUCAUUUAUUCUGAAUUCCUGCCUAUUCUUAUUAUAUUAUGUGAAAGUAAUUACGCUUAUGUUUUACUUAUGUUUCCAAAAGUUAAGUACAAACAUGUUUGGAUAAUUAUGAUGCGAAUUACCAAAAAGUUUUAAAGAAUGACACAUUUACUGUAUAAAGCAUUUUAAACUUAAACCUCAACAAAUGAAGUUUUUUCCAUGAGCCAUUACAUUACUGAGUACAUCCUGUAAAGAAUAGAUUAUUAUGAAAUAUUGUGAAAUACUGAAAUGCACAAAAUGAAAAUAAUAUAUCACUGGAAGGUAGAGAUUUUCUUUCCUAUUUAUAAGCAUGUACAAUUUUCGGCCCUUUGCCACUCUCCUUUUAUGUAUGAUUUCAUAAUGGUGGAAAUUGAUUAUUUUUUAUGAUAAAUGAAUUUAAACCAAUAUUUAUUUUACAUGUGCGAAAUCAUGAAUGGGAAUCUAUGGUGAUGUGUGAUCUAUAUAUAUAUAUAUAUAUAUAUAUAUAUAUAUAUAUAUAAUUUGAGAACUGGUUAACUAACCACAAAAUUAUUGCGAUGGCCAUCCCACUCUUCAGUUUAAUAAUAUUAAAUUAAAAUCUUUUUGUGAAAUAGAAUUUCUUGUUUAAAAAAUUGGUUGAUAUGAAAAAUAUCACAUUCCUAUUUUUAUUUUUAUUAUGUUUUGAGCGUAACAUGUAGCUCAUUACCUAUGUUGUUUAUUUUAUACAGCCUUUUUUGCUCAUCUUUAUCAAGGGUGCCAAUUUUAGAGAGUACUAGUGUGUAGUGACCUUAUAUUUGGCUGAUUUGGCUGCACUGUUAAGUGAAAUCAACUUCCCUUAUUUACCAACUAUGCUAAAGCUCCUCUGAUCUUGAGUUUCUAAGUCAUGUGCUGUCUAUGCUCCUGUAUCUGAUUUCGAACACAUUUCUUGGUGCCUUAGAAGUCGUAUUUUUCAUGUGUGUCAAUGAGAUGCAGUAUUUAUAUAUAGUGGAGGGGGGAAAGCUGCUUUGAAUAAACUAUGAAAUU
Anguilla rostrata (American eel) is the source of this 8605-nucleotide messenger RNA. RefSeq names its product chromodomain Y-like protein 2. Gene Ontology annotation, molecular function: transcription corepressor activity. Bases 138 to 1622 code for a protein of 494 amino acids. Gene Ontology annotation, cellular component: nucleus. The record is from RefSeq and is a predicted model, not a curated record. Lineage: Eukaryota; Metazoa; Chordata; Actinopteri; Anguilliformes; Anguillidae. The transcript has 7 exons.